AUGGAAGUUUCCAAGGAGAUGACAUCUGUGGGGACUGGAGAAAAGCUAAAACGUAGUAUAAGAAAACUGAAGAAACCGUUGAUGGAAAAGAAAAGACGAGACAGAAUAAAUCGAUCCCUCUUACAGCUCAAAACACUGAUACUAGAAAAUAUUCGACGAAAUGGGGGUACUCAGACAGCUAAGCUUGACAAAGCUGACAUUUUAGAAAUGACUGUCAACUGCAUGAUGACGUUGCAGUACGGGCAAUCCAUCGUUACCAUGGUUAAUAAACAUCAAUACAACUAUGGCUACCAAAUAUGCGAGAGAGACGCAAUGCGAGUCCUUGGCGAUAGCAAAGAUUGUUCUUCAUGGUAUUUGUCAAGACACAGACGAAAUAUAUUUGAUAGUCAGACAACAGACGACAUUUUUCAACCGGAUGUGUCAGCAGACGAUAUAAUAAGUAAACAGCAGCCAAUUGGAAUCGCGAUCCCCCAGCUGCCAGUGCUGACGUCGACUCCAAACCCUUUAACAAUUGAUGUAAAUAAAAUUGUCAAAACGAAAUCAAAAAUUAGUGAAGGGAAUGAACCACUUGGUAACUUACUAAAACUGGACGACAGGAUGGAGCCUGAAUAUGAAAUUAAUGCUGAUGACAAUGAUGUUUCCUCAGAUGAAUUCGAGGCUUCGGAAUCAAGGACGUCCGACAUUGUUAAUUUAAGACAUUCAGAGGCUUUUAAUCCAAAUACUUCAAAUAAAGCUAAUACUAUCGAACGUUCAGACUGUUACUGUGUUAGCGAAGUGAGAGUCUGGCGACCAUGGUGA
Molecule: messenger RNA, 798 nt
Organism: Mercenaria mercenaria
Lineage: Eukaryota; Metazoa; Mollusca; Bivalvia; Venerida; Veneridae
Product: transcription factor HES-4-A-like
Exons: 3
Coding region: 1-798 (265 amino acids)
Biological process (GO): regulation of transcription by RNA polymerase II; anterior/posterior pattern specification; regulation of neurogenesis
Cellular component (GO): nucleus
Molecular function (GO): DNA-binding transcription factor activity, RNA polymerase II-specific; RNA polymerase II cis-regulatory region sequence-specific DNA binding; protein dimerization activity
Source: RefSeq, a predicted model, not a curated record